This is a messenger RNA of Pipistrellus kuhlii (Kuhl's pipistrelle), 2906 nucleotides long. RefSeq names its product chromosome unknown C11orf87 homolog (gene CUNH11orf87). The record is from RefSeq and is a predicted model, not a curated record. The transcript is spliced from 2 exons. NCBI's taxonomy places the organism in Eukaryota, Metazoa, Chordata, Mammalia, Chiroptera, Vespertilionidae. Bases 487 to 1101 code for a protein of 204 amino acids.
GAGUGGGCAGGACAGACUCGGCGGCCGGAGCCGCACCCCUGGCCGCAGCCCCGGCCCCCGGCCCCGCCGGCCCGGCCGCGCGCCGCCUCGCUGCUCCGCAGUGCAACAGUUUGCAGCCGCCUCCGGAGAGCAGCGAGGGCUCUGUGCUCGCUGCGGGUCGGCCUGGCGCUGCUCCCCGGGAGGAUUCUCCGCACCCUGGGUCCGGGAAGGCCGGAGAGAAGCCCGGUGCCUUGGCAAAGGAAAAAAAGGGCGCUUGGACACGCGUUCCAGGCAGGUCCGGAGAGGCUUUCCGGGCGCCCUCGCUCUCUCUCCUGACGUCUCCCUUGCCCGCAGUGACUCCCUCAGCCCUCUGCUCCUGCGCAUCCACUCCCACCCCAGGGAGCCGUUUCGGUUGGCGUGGGCUCCGUCCUCCCUCGGCCGGCCGGUGGGAACGGUGAGCCCUAGAGAAGAAGUCUGGUAGGCAGGGCCCCUCCCAGCCCAGCGCCCAUGAGUGCCAGGGCGCCCAAGGAGCUGAGGCUGGCGCUGCCGCCUUGUCUCCUCAACCGGACCUUUGCGGCCCCCAACGCCAGUGGCAGCGGCAACGCGAGCGCCCGUGGCGGCCAGGGCGCAGGCGGCGGCGGCACCUGCAUUACGCAGGUGGGACAGCAGCUCUUCCAGUCCUUCUCCUCCACGCUGGUGCUGAUUGUCCUGGUCACCCUCAUCUUCUGCCUCAUCGUGCUGUCCCUCUCCACCUUCCACAUCCACAAGCGGAGGAUGAAGAAGCGGAAGAUGCAGAGGGCUCAGGAGGAGUACGAGCGCGAUCACUGCAGCGGCAACCGCGGGGCCAGGGAACCCCCGGCCAGUGGCCAGGCCCCAACCCAAGUCAAAGAAACCCGGCUGGAGAGGCAGCCUCGGGACUCCGCCUUCUGCGACCCCUCCAAAGCCUCUUCCUCCACUUCCUCCUCCAUCACCUCCUCCUCCUCGUCCCCAGGCCUCCCAAGCCAGGGUCCCUGUGCUCCUCCGCCUCCGCCCCCCGCCCCCAGUCCGCAAGGAGCACAUGCCACCUCCUCCUGUUUGGACACAGCUGGCGGGGCCCUUUUGCAAACGGUGGUACUGUCCUGAUUGUCUAGCCCCCUCUCCUCCUCCUUCCUUGUUUCCAGCAUCUUUGCAGUCCUCGCUUUCCCCCCUCGGUCCUCCCUCUCACUUUUCUCUGACCUCUCUUUCCUGUUUCUUCUUUCCUUAUGUGCCCUCCCCUUCCUGUCUCUCCUCCGCCGAGGCACUGUGCGGUAUUUGUAAAUAUUGGGUAAGGAAAGUCUCGGAAGAAGAAAUAACGCUGAUAAUGACACUUUAUUAUUAAUAUUUAUAGUGAUUAUUAUAAUACCAAUAACACAAUCCAAGCGCAUGACAAAUCACGUAAUUUCUUAUUGUCAAUGAAGGACGCGUCUUCCCUCUCCACCCUGCGCCCCCCACCAUAAGGAGGAGAAACCGCACAAGCUACCAAAUAUAUAACAGGUAUUAACCCUGGAGCAAGGAGUGGAGGGGCCCGGUGUGUUGUACAUAGCUGUCAGGUUAAGGUUCCCUUACCCUCUGCCACCCCAAGUUUUCACUUUCCCGUCAGCUUCCCUCCCUUCCUCAUUCCCCCCCUCAGCCAGGCUCAGGCAAUAGUAUAUGAUGAAGAAAACGUCUACAUUAAGCACCAGGACUACCAGAGGCCGCAGAGACAGUCCCAGAAAGAAACGUUUAUUUAUGACAGGUACUGCUCUCCAGUCAUUCCUCUUCUCACUCCUUAGGUAACCAUUCCCUUUUCCAGGACCAGGCAUUUAAGUUUACUUUUAGAUAUGCCCCUUGCUGACAGAGCAUAUUAAAAAUCUUUAAGUUAAUUUUAAAAAAUCUACUGCUUUUGCUCCCUGCCCCACCUCCACCUGCACACCUUUGACUUGUGGCAUUUUCAGGAUUCACACAGGACUCGGGAGCUGUCCAGCCAGUUCUGGUGCUGAAAUAGUCUCACAGAACUGGUUACUUUUUUUUUUGGUUGCGCAGGCGAAGGAGGGGCUUUUUGGAAAGUGACUGUUCUGGGUUUGUUUUUUUGUUGUUGGUGGUUUCUUUCUCCUUUUUCUACAAUCUAGUUUGUGUGUACUAUCUGUUUUCUUAAUACUUAAUAUUGUAUAAGUUACCUUUUUUGUAAAAAAAAAAAAAAAAAGUAUUAGGUGAUGUUCAGUACUGAAAGUGAAGUAUCUAACCAACCAACCAAAAUGUUUCCGUUUAAUUUUUAGGACAAGUAUACUUUUGUUAUACAUUUGUUACAUCAGUACGAAAUACAGAAGCAAACUAUAGUUCUGUUCUACAUCCUCCAAACUAUAUAUUCUUGUUCUUAAUUUCCAGCUGUCAGUAUAAUGGUUAUCACUGGAUGAGAUAUUCAGUGGUGCAGGUCUGGCUUCUGCUGUUUCCAGAAGUGUUCUUUUGUAUCUUCCUCUGUAGUAGACUGUUAUAUAAAUAUAACACAUAUGUUUUCCUUUCACAAAUAACAGAAACAACCACAAUAGAAAACAAAUAAUGGAUGUGCAGGAAUGCCAUCUAUUAAAACAUGGCUAAUAUUUAAACAGUACCUGUAGUCCUCCCUGCAUGCAAUUACCACCUGGAGGCAGUAGUGUGUAUGCUUGCUUGUACUGUAUGUGUUUGGAGGUGAGACUGGUGGGGAUGUUGGGCAAUUUGGAUGACAGGACAUGCAAAUUUCAAGAGAAGUUAAACCCAGUAACUACUUAUAGGAUAAAAAUAUUUGUAUUGGAGUAGCUUGCUUACUUAGAAAUCUGUGCUUGCAUCUGAAAUGUGGCAAAGGAAGUGUUCUCUUUCUCUUUAUGAGUCUGGCUUACCUAACUUCAGUGAGUAUACAAAGAAAGGUUGGGAAAAAAAGGAAAGUGAGAGAAAAA